Messenger RNA from Oxyura jamaicensis (ruddy duck), 2820 nucleotides. Its product is annotated as calcium-activated chloride channel regulator 2-like. The transcript is spliced from 14 exons. Gene Ontology annotation, molecular function: intracellularly calcium-gated chloride channel activity. The record is from RefSeq and is a predicted model, not a curated record. Gene Ontology annotation, biological process: chloride transport. Lineage: Eukaryota; Metazoa; Chordata; Aves; Anseriformes; Anatidae.
AUGGACGGCGGGGCCGCGACGGGGCCCGCGCUGCUGCUGCUGGCGCUGGCGGCGGCGGGGGAGGCGGCGGCGGUGUUGCGGGACGGCGGCUACGAGGGGCUGCUGGCCGCCGUGCACCCCCGGCUGCCGGAGGACGGUCGGCUCCUCGCCCGCCUGCAGGACAUGAUCACUGAGGCUUCUUCCUAUUUGUUCAAUGCUACAAAAGGAAGGGUCUAUUUCAGGAGCGUGAAGAUUCUGAUACCUCCGACGUGGAAAGACAAGAGUUAUGAGAAACCAAAACAUGAGACCUACGAAACAGCAGAUGUCAUAGUGGCAGAUCCUUAUUGGAAAUACGGUGAUGAUCCAUACACCCUACAACAUGAAGCAUGUGGAAAAAUGGGAAAAUAUAUUCAUUUCACACCUAACUUCAUAGUAAAUGAUUAUUUGACAGACAUCUAUGGUUCACGGGGCAGAGCCUUUGUGCAUGAGUGGGCCCACCUUCGAUGGGGGGUGUUUGAUGAGUAUGACAGUGACAGACCUUUCUAUGUCACCGGGAAGAAUCAGGUUAAAGUUACAAGGUGUUCCUCUGAUCUUACUGGCAUCUAUGUCUGUGAAAAAGACUCCUGCACUGACGGUAGUUGUGUCAUUAAUAAGCUAUCAGGGCUUUUUAAGGAAGGAUGUGCAUUUAUUCCUGAUAGAAAUCAAACUGCAGUAUCAUCAAUAAUGUAUAUGCAAAGUUUAUCAUCUGUGGCUGAAUUCUGUAAUGAGCAUAACCAUAACAGAGAAGCACCCAAUCUUCAGAAUCGAAUGUGUGACUACAGAAGCACAUGGGAAGUAAUUAAAAACUCCACAGAUUUUGAAAAUAAUCCUCCAUUAACCAACAGCAGCCUUAUUACUCCUCCCUCCUUCUCAUUGCUGCAGAAGAGAGACAGAGUCAUCUGUUUAGUUCUUGAUGUUUCCAAGACUAUAGCUGGGGCUAGCUGGAUCAAUAGAUUGCAUCAAGCAGCAGAACUGUAUUUACUGCAAAUUGUGGAAGAAUACUCUUAUGUUGGUAUUGUCACGUUCAGUGACAGAGGAGAGAUCAAAACUCAUGUGCUCCAGAUAGUGAGCGAUGAUGCACGGAAACAGCUUGCUUCGUAUCUACCUACAGCUCCAGGGAGGGACAGAGCAAAUGUCUGUGCAGGCCUGCAGCUGGCGCAUGAGGUCAUUAGGAAGAAAGAAGGAAAUCUGUAUGGAUCUGAAAUUAUAUUGGUAACAGGUGGACAAGACAAUAGUACGAGCAGGUGUUUUUCUGAAAUGAUUAACAGUGGAUCGAUCAUCCAUACCAUUACUGUUGGGUCCUCAGCUGCUAAGGAAAUAGAACACUUCUCCAAAGAGACAGGAGGGCUGAAGUAUUUUGUUCCUGAAAGACUGGACUUCAGUGACUUACUGGAUGUUUUCACUGGCAUUUUGUCCGGAAGUGGAGAUACUUUCAAUCAAUCUGUUCAGAUCAAAAGUGCUAGUGAAAGUAUUGGAGGGUACAAGCAACUCAGGAGAGCAGUGACUAUUGAUAGCACCGUGGGAAGAGAAACCUUCUUUGUAGCCACCUGGCAAGCUGCUGAACCACCUGAGAUCAAUCUGGUUGAUCCCAAUGGGAAAAGCUAUACCAGCAAGGACUUUGUCUUUGAUUCAGUUUUCCAUGUAGCGCGUCUCCAGAUUCCAGGAACUGCAGAGACAGGGGAGUGGACAUGCACACUGACAAAUGUUCACCUGGCUCCUCAAGUUCUAACCAUGACAGUAACUUCUCGAGCAGCAAAUUCUACUAUACCUCCUGUGGCUGUGAAAACCCAUAUGAGUAAAGAUAUAAAUUACUAUCCCAGUGCAAUGGUUGUCUACGUACAUGUUAGUCAUGGCUUUUCCCCUGUUCUUGGAGCAAACGUGACUGCUGUCAUCAGUCCAGAGAAUGGAGAUCCCAUUUUCUUGGAACUUCUGGACAAUGGAGCAGGUUCUGACAUUGUUAAGAAUGAUGGCAUAUAUUCCAAGUACUUGUUUUCUUUCCCUGGCAACGGCAGAUACAGCCUGAAAGCUCAUGUCCAAGCUAACAGGACUAUUGUGCCACAAACUGCAAUGCUGUGGAGUCAUGCCAUGUAUAUACCAGGUUACGUAGAAAAUGGUAAACUCAAGAUGAACCCAUCAAGACCCCCAGUUAUUAAAAGUGAUAUUCAGUUCAGAAGAGGAGGUUUCUGUAGAACAGCUGUGGGAGGAUCCUUCAUAAUAUCUGCAGUUCCAAUGGGACCUCAUGCUGAUGUGUUUCCGCCAUGUAAAAUUAUUGACCUUGUGGCUAGAAUAGAAGAUGAUAAAGUCAUUCUAUCAUGGACCGCACCAGGAAAUGAUUUUGACAAAGGCCGAGCUGCAAGUUAUGAAAUCAGAAUAAGUGAGAGUCCUCUGGAACUAAGGGACAGCUUCUAUAACACCGCUUUAGUGAAUACUUCUACUCUGUCACCUCAGCAUGCUGGCUGCAAAGAAAUAUUUGCAUUUAAACCAGAAGCUUUUACAACAGGAAACGUAACCAUAACUUAUGUUGCAAUGCGUGCCAUUGAUGACGUUUUUCUUCACUCUGAGCUGUCUAAUAUUGCGCAAGCAGUAAAGUUUGUUCCCCCAAUGGUGUAUCCCACUUCUAAUAUAGAGUUCAGUUUUUCAACAAUAUUGUUACUAGUCUUUGGAUUACUAACAGUAGUGUGUCUUACAGGAAGCACAACCCUUUGUUUAGUAAAGAAAAAGAAGAAAAAGACACUUUCAGAAAAUGCAGCUAAGUUGCUUUAACAUAAAGUGUCAGAGCUUGUUAGAGCUCCAGGUAUUUAA